GUCUCUCCUUAUUGCAUUUUAUGUCCGCAUACUCUAACUUACAUCUCGUGCUGUGCUGUUACACAUUUUUAAACCACUCUAGUUCAAGGUUUUGCAACGCGUUCCUUGUGAACGCACCCCCAGCGGUUCAUUUGAUUAGCUGUACUGUAAACAACGUGGUGCAGCAAAAUGGGAGACGACUUGGGUGAGGAGUGGUGGAAGCAUGACUCUAAAUCAGGUUGUUCUGAGGAGGCGGCAGAAGAAGAGGACCGCAAGACGAAACCGACAGAAGAAGUAAACGUACAAAAGAAAUCAAUGAAGAGAAAGAAGGCAACAGAAAAAUCUGCGAUGCCAAAGAAGAUUUUGAAGACAAAUGACCAACAGGCGUCAAUCAUUCAGCCGGAGGAGCCUGGGAAGUCGAGUACAUCCUCCAAAAAGAGAAAGAGGAAGAAGAAGAAGACAAUUACUGAUGUCUUAGCCUCCGCUGAGCCCGAACCAGGCUGUCCUGCAGACCUGCAGAACCUGCUCACACACUACUUCGCAGACAAGCGCUCCUUGAUCGAGCUGGAGGAGCUCAAACUGCACGAUUCUUUUUUCCUGUCCUGCAAUGACCUGACACACAGCCUCUCCUCAUAUCUAAAGCAGAUUUGUCCCAAGUGGGCCAAAGUGCAGAAACAGCACACACAGAAAAGUUCUGUGGUGUUGCUCAUUGUCUGCAGCUCCGCCCUCCGAGCCAUCGAACUCAUCAAGCAGCUGACGACCUUCAAGGGAGAAGCCAAGGCCGUGAAGCUGUUUGCCAAACACAUCAAGAUAGAGGAGCAGGUGAAGCUCCUGCAGAAGGGGGUCACUCACAUCGGAGUGGGGACGCCCGCUCGGAUCAGUGCGCUUAUUGAGAAAGAUGGGUUGAACUUGCAGGCCUUACGCUUUGUGGUUCUGGACUGGAACUGGAGAGACCAGAAGCUCAGGAAGAUGAUGGACAUUCCGGAGAUCAAAGUGGAUUUAAUUAAGCUGCUGGAGAGCGGGGUUCUCGAGCAAUGCAAAGCAAAUAAAGUCAAAAUUGGACUAUUUUAAUGGCAAAUUGUCAACUUGCAACGUGCUCGGUGGACCCUUCCUGUUUGCUUUUUUGUAUGGUGCUG
Dunckerocampus dactyliophorus (ringed pipefish) is the source of this 1115-nucleotide messenger RNA. It is a transcript of the gene cmss1, whose product is annotated as cms1 ribosomal small subunit homolog. Lineage: Eukaryota; Metazoa; Chordata; Actinopteri; Syngnathiformes; Syngnathidae. The record is from RefSeq and is a predicted model, not a curated record. Gene Ontology annotation, cellular component: 90S preribosome; nucleus. The transcript has 10 exons. Bases 169 to 1050 code for a protein of 293 amino acids.